AGUGUCAAAAUAAACAAGCCUCGCCACCGAAUCCCAAACAACAACCGAAUAAACCCACCAGUAUUAUCAAAAUGACAAUAAUUUGAUAAAAAUAGAAGCCACUAAUGAACAUCUCCAUCGCCCGCAUCAAUGAACAGUCAUGAAAUCAGUGUACAGAUUCGGCUUUCUGUUCCUCCUUCUCGUGAGCUUACUAGUACUUUUGAAUUUCACGAAUCAACGGUCAAUUAACAAAAUAGUAAACCUAAAAAAUGAGGAAACAGUUGAACAUGCUGAAUCAAUUGUUGAGGCGCCUGCGAAGGCGAUUAUCCAGGAUGAAGUGGUGAUCUGCGUUGUGGUCUGUGGGGACAGACUAGACGAGGCCCUGACUAUGCUCAAAUCCGCCCUGGUAUUUACAAGUCGAUCACUGAAAUUCUUCAUCAUCACUGAACCAAAUCUCAUCAUCGAUUUUGAUGAGAAACUCACGGAUUGGAAGUACAAGACAAACAAAACAUUCAGUUAUGUCAUUAAACCUGUUGAAUUCCCUGAAUAUAGCGAUGUUGUGAUGUGGAAGAAACUGUUCAAACCCUGUGCAGCUCAGAGACUUUUUUUACCUACUUUACUUAACAACGUAGAUAGUGUUCUAUACGUCGACACAGACACCCUCUUCCUCGCUCCUCCAGAGCUAGUGUGGGACGAAUUCAAGCUCAUGAAUUCAUCUCAAUUGGCAGCCUUGAGCCCAGAGCACGAGGACCCCAACACUGGCUGGUACAACAGAUUCGCCAAGCAUCCCUACUACGGAAAAUUGGGGGUAAAUUCUGGAGUGAUGCUGAUGAAUCUCACUCGAAUGCGAGAGUUCAGGUGGACAGACUACGUGAUUCCCAUCCACAAGGAGUGGAGGCUCAAGAUAACCUGGGGAGAUCAGGAUAUAAUUAAUAUUAUCUUCCAUUAUCACCCUGAGAAGCUGUACAUCUACUCCUGCAGGUACAAUUAUCGUCCAGAUCACUGCAUGUACAUGUCUGUGUGCAUCGAGGCAGAGCGAGAGGGUGCACUUGUGGUACAUGGCUCCAGGGGGGCUUUUCACUCGAUGAAACAGCCACCUUUCAGGGCUGUAUAUCGUGCCAUGCAGCAGUACCAGCUGGAUACUGAUGCCUACGAGAAUCUUCUACUGCCAAUGCAAGGGUAUUUGACGAUGGAGGAUACGUCCAAUUGUGAGAAAGUUUGGAAGGCUUUCAUUAAACAGCCUGAGAUACAUCUGGGAAGGGAUUUUGUUAAUCGAGUGGAGGGGAAUGGGUUGUUAGAUGCUAUGUAAUGGUGGAAUUUAGUCGUGAAGUGGUGAAAGAUGAAUUGUUUUGGGCAAAACGUGGGGCUAAUAGGAAAACAAAAAUAACGUCAACGCAAUAAGGCCAAUGCCGAAUUCAACCGUUUUUAUGGAAUGUUAAAGUACAAAAUUCUGCACUGGUUGAUAGGAAGAAAAUACCUGUUAUGAUACGCAUCAGCCGUCCAAGGCUAUUUCUCCAAUUGACACUUUUUUUUUGAAAGUCUACCAAUAUCACCUCUGACAGAGAAAUUUAUUUGAAAAAUUAAUGAGGGUUCAUUAAUGUUCAGGAACAAUCUACCUGAAAUUAUGUAGGUGAAUUCGAAAUGCCGAAAAAUUAAUUCUGAAUUGAUGAAUACAAAGAAUCUCAAUUCAACAAUUUUUUAAAUAGUAAAUCGAUAACAAUAAUUAAUUAUAAUUAUGCUCGAGCAUAAGCUAACGAUAAUACCAGAGAGAACUGACGAUAACUGUGAUGUUUUUUCUAGGAAAUAAUCUCUUCUCUGUCUCUAUUUAAAUCAAUUAGAAUUUAAUCAUUCUACACGAAAUAUUCCAACCAAUUUUAUCAAUUUUUUCUUUGUACUUCUAAUAACUAAUUAAGUAAAUUAUACAAACGAUAUUACCUAUUUACAUGAAGGAUUUUCUGUCAUCACAUUUAAUAACGAAUAUUUAAUAAAACAA
This is a messenger RNA of Diachasma alloeum, 1972 nucleotides long. RefSeq names its product glucoside xylosyltransferase 1 (gene shams). Gene Ontology annotation, biological process: protein O-linked glycosylation via N-acetylgalactosamine. The record is from RefSeq and is a predicted model, not a curated record. Gene Ontology annotation, molecular function: UDP-xylosyltransferase activity. The transcript is spliced from 2 exons. Bases 140 to 1288 code for a protein of 382 amino acids. Lineage: Eukaryota; Metazoa; Arthropoda; Insecta; Hymenoptera; Braconidae.